Megalops cyprinoides (Indo-Pacific tarpon) is the source of this 4990-nucleotide messenger RNA. It is a transcript of the gene kcnc2, whose product is annotated as potassium voltage-gated channel, Shaw-related subfamily, member 2. Bases 900 to 2627 code for a protein of 575 amino acids. Gene Ontology annotation, biological process: protein homooligomerization; potassium ion transmembrane transport. Gene Ontology annotation, molecular function: delayed rectifier potassium channel activity; protein binding. Gene Ontology annotation, cellular component: axon; voltage-gated potassium channel complex; dendrite membrane. The transcript has 5 exons. The record is from RefSeq and is a predicted model, not a curated record. NCBI's taxonomy places the organism in Eukaryota, Metazoa, Chordata, Actinopteri, Elopiformes, Megalopidae.
ACUGCAGAGACGUGUUUGAGUGCAAGAACUAAUUCCACAAAAAUAACUCAGAAGUCAAAAUAUUAUUUGAGUAACAAUAUAAUAAUCAACGGGUUGAUAGGACAUUGCGGAACCUUUUAUUUGUAGGCUGACGUUUACGUUGUCAGACCUGUUGAGAAUAUAAAUGCGCACAGAAUAUAAAUAUACAAGGUCAUCUAAUUCCCCCUAAAUCACCAGCAAUUGAGUUAUGAUGCAGCAGGUAGCAAACAAAGUACUAUUAAUAGUUCAUUAAAAAAAAAAUCUUUGUCUGCAACCUUGAGUAAUACAGCGCGAACAGAAAGUCAUUUGCCCAUCUGACGGAGUGUCUGAAUGAAGAACGCAUGCCAAUGAACGAGGAAGAAAAGGGUGUGCCGUCGACGCUGUUUCGGGGGGAAAUAAACUGGUUUUAAAUUGCCAACGUAAAUUACGUUGGUUUGAUAUUCGGACGCUCGUGAUGGCCAAGCCCAAGGGGUAAGAGUGUAAAGGUGACAUGUGAGUAGUGAGAAGGAUCUGUCAUUCCCUUUGACUUAAGCUUCCCGGAUGGGAAGCGGGGAAGAAAAGAGCGGGGCUGAUACGGAGAGCCAGCACUGCACGUUCUCGAAGAGCUCCUGGCUGAGAUCAUUCGCACGAGGAGAAACGAGAGGAACUCUGACAAGCUGCGAGCUCCUUUUCCCCCCGCUUUAUAUCACCAGCAACGAUGCGACUGCCUGACAGCUUGGCAGAGCUCGCGGAGAGCGGUUUUCCUCAAUCACCGGUGACUGUCUGGGCAAUUUCGAAUGGUAUGCUGAACUGCUGAUCUCGUUGAAACCAAACUGCCUGUGAUCAUCGUUACUCCUAAGAUACACUGUACUUCUUUAUCGAGUCAUGUCUUACCCAGAGCGAUGGGCAAGAUCGAUGACAACGAGAGGAUAAUCCUCAACGUUGGGGGGACCAGGCACGAGACGUAUCGGAACACGCUGAAGACCCUGCCGGGCACGCGACUGGCUCUUCUCGCCUCCGAAGCUGACACCCAGUCGGUGUUGGAUCAGCUGCAACAAGUCCCUGGCUUCAUCGAGUACAACCCGAAGAACAACGAAUACUUUUUUGACCGCCACCCGGGGGUUUUUGCCUAUGUCCUCAACUACUACAGAACCGGGAAACUUCACUGCCCGGCAGAUGUCUGUGGUCCUCUCUUCGAGGAAGAGUUGUCUUUUUGGGGUAUCGAUGAGACCGACGUGGAGCCAUGCUGCUGGAUGACCUACCGGCAGCACCGAGACGCCGAAGAAGCGCUCGACGUGUUUGAGAUAAACGUGGACAAUGGAGAGGGAGAGGACGAAGAGAUAAGUAAACGUCUGGGCAUAGAAGACGUGGUGUCUCCUGACGGUCAUGUCAGUCGCUGGAAAAAGUGGCAACCAGUGAUUUGGAAUCUAUUUGAGGAUCCCUAUUCUUCCAGAGCCGCGAGGUUUGUGGCCUUUGCUUCCUUGUUCUUCAUCCUGGUGUCCAUCACCACGUUCUGCCUGGAGACCCACGAGGCGUUCAACACCAUCAUCAACAAGACGGAUCUGAUCUGGAACGACAGCCUCCCAGACCUGGGCCCGCAGUACGAGAUCGAGACGGACCCGGCCCUGACGUACGUGGAGGGCGUUUGCGUGUUCUGGUUCACCAUCGAGUUCCUGGUGCGGGUGACGUUCAGCCCGGACAAGCUGGAGUUUGUCAAGAGUGUCCUGAACAUCAUCGACUUCGUGGCCAUCCUUCCCUUCUACCUGGAGGUGGGCCUGAGCGGGCUCUCCUCCAAAGCCGCCAAGGACGUUCUGGGCUUCCUGCGCGUGGUGCGCUUCGUCCGCAUCCUGCGGAUCUUCAAGCUGACCCGCCACUUCGUGGGGCUGCGGGUGCUGGGCCACACCCUGCGGGCCAGCACCAACGAGUUCCUGCUGCUCAUCAUCUUCCUGGCGCUGGGCGUGCUCAUCUUCGCCACCAUGAUCUACUACGCCGAGCGUAUCGGCGCCAGCCCCAACGACCCCACCGCCAGCCACCACACCCAGUUCAAGAACAUCCCCAUCGGCUUCUGGUGGGCGGUGGUCACCAUGACGACGCUGGGCUACGGCGACAUGUACCCCCAGACCUGGUCGGGCAUGGUGGUCGGGGCCCUCUGUGCCCUGGCCGGGGUGCUGACGAUAGCCAUGCCCGUGCCCGUCAUCGUCAACAACUUUGGGAUGUACUACUCCCUGGCGAUGGCCAAACAGAAGCUCCCCAAGAAGAGGAAGAAGCACAUCCCCCAGGUGCCCCAGGUGGGGUCCCCCACCUACUGCAAGACAGAGCUGAACAUGGCCUGCAACAGCACCCAGGGCGACGUGUGUCACGGCAAGGCCAACAGGGUGCUCGAGCGCAACAGAUCGGUGCUGUCAGCUGACUGCAGCGGAGGAAGUGACCUCACAAUGUCCCCCGAGGAGCGGCUCCCCAUGCGGAGGUCCAGCACCCGCGACAAGAACCGCAGAAGCGGCGGGACCUGCUUCCUGCUGGCCGCCAGCGACUAUACCUGCGCGGCAGACGGAGGGAUCAGGAAAUCAGAGAACUGCAAAGAGGUUGUGUUUACGAGUUACACACAAGCAGAGAGCAGCGCUCUGUCUUAAAGGCUGAGGGGGAAGGCACUGAACAUGACAGAAAGUAAAUAAAUAAAUAAAUGAAAUGAACACCAUCAGCGAGGGGAGAUUAAUGGAAUAUCUGACGCCGCUGUUGUCGACCGCAGAGCCGUUCCGUGUUAUUCGUGAUUUAAACCCUGCAGUCACCGUGGACGCUGGAUGUUGAGCUUAACAGCACAGCUUUUGGAGGAGGAACUCUAACUGGGAGGGCGGGGCCCAAAUGGAGAGACCUUUGGAGACUCAGUGAACCCGCUAGACUGGAGAACGGACGGGAGAGUCCUAGCCUUUGGAGAGACUGCUGUCAACACAGUCUGCAAUCAACCCCUUGGCUACUUCAACAAAUACAGCCCAACGCUGAGGACAAAUGCAUAUAUGUUGAAUAACACAUAGCACAUUGGUGAACAAACCGGUCUUGACUCCUGAUGGUAGAGGAUUGCCGACAUUGCGUACAACGACUGACGUUCAGCGUCAGCCUGGCUAUCAUACAUUAGAUUCCCGCAAUAAAUGUAUUAAGAUGUAUAAACCUGGGACAGAUUGUUCAGACACAAGAAAUAUAUAUAUAUAUAUAGACAUAGACAAAGAGAGUCGAUACAUAUAUAGAGACAGGAAAUGUGACGAGAUCAAUAAAUGUGACAUGGUCAUCAAUACUUUCUUUUAUCUCGUCAGUAAUUUGGUGGAUUCUUUGCUCUGGUGUGUUACUUAAUUAUGUGUUUAUUUAUUUAUUUUUUUAAUUCCACUGUGGGAUCUAGCAUAUUGACAGGGGAAACUGAGCAAUCUGCCGUUUGGGUGCCACUGCUAUGAACUGUCUGAGUUUUGCUGAGAGAGUGAUGUUCUUGUCAUGCUGAAAUAACAGCAAGUGGGAGGUUACAUGUGCACUUUAAUGAAGGGUAAACUUAUAUUACUAUUUCACUGGAUUCACUCACCAUACAUGUCUCUAUGCAGCUGAGACAAUGACUUCCUUACUGAGUUUGCCUACAAACUAAGGCUUGAAUUCACCUUAACCAUAACACAUUUUGUCCUUAACUCUGAGUAACAAAUUAAAAUAUUGCCUUUGUUCUCCUUUCUUAUAUGAUGUUUUUGGUUUGGUGGUCAUUGAAACAAUGAAAACACUGUAAGCUCUGAAACAUAACCCUUACUUUCACUAUAUUUGUAACUCACUGUUGAGGACAAAGUGCAUCAUGGGUAUAUUGAAUCUGGGCCAAACCCUGCUCACUGGUUGGUCCCAAGAGGUCGAGGGGACGUAGCCCGUGUGUGUGAAAUUUGGUCUUACUGCAAAGUGAUUAGACCUUGCCUUUGAAUAAAAAAUAAGCCUUCCUUGUUAUGUAAGCUGUGUUACCUUAUGAGUUUGGCAUUCACUGAAACAGUAAUAGUGGGAAAAAAAACUCAUUCUGUCCAUCAAUGAAACAAUGAUCAAGUGUAUGAUAGUUAAGGACAAACCGCUUUGCAGUAAGAUUGAAAUCUACCCAAUUUCACUGUGUACUGUGUCAUCCAGGUUUAUGGUGAGAUGAUGUGUAAUGCAUAGAGUUCUCAUUGCCUUUCAACACACCUGCAUAAAAAAUACCAUCCUGUGGUGUUGAAAGUGCAGGUUUUAGUUGCUGCAAGUCUGGGAGUUCCCAGGCAACCUCACUCAUUUCACUUCAACAUUGUCGCGUUUUGUACAAGAAAAAAAAAGAAAACACAAGAGCGAGAUUUAUGGGAUUAGGGAUACGCUACAGGUGCAUGUUGGCUUUGUUCUCCAUUUUAUGUCUUCAGUGAACCAACACAAGGAUCAAAAUCAGUUUGCAAUAAUGAUGCAAAACAUGUACCAACUUGCACUGUGAUUUUAGUUCUGUAUGAAUGGAAUUAUAUUGAAUUGCUCACUUUAUCCCUAUGAUCAUGAGGCUAUAGGAUUCUCUCUCUCCUGUGAGGAAUUUGCGUUUUUCACAUCAGCAAUUGAGAGAUUAGUAACUUCACGUUGGAGUGACUUGCACACUGACUGUGCAUACCGAACUAUUUCCACUUUACCCCCUCAAGCUCUGGGCAAAAGAACUAUCCGGAACAUGACUUUCUGUGUAUUUUGUCACCCGCUGCUUAAAUCUUUAAAAUUAUCAAGGGCACCAUCUUAAAAAAAGAAGAAGAAAAAAAAACAUUCCAGAGGAAAAUGUAUAAUUGUACUUACAUUUAAAAAGAAUAUAAAAGAGAAUUUUAUCUGAAUCAAUAUCAUGUAUUUCUGUGUCUAGUGUGGAGUGAGUAGCCUGGUUAUGUGUCUGUUUUUAAAGUCAUUGUGGUCUAAUGGUGUGCUUCUCUAUACAGUCCACAAUUGUCAAAACUAUGAUCCAGGACUUUGUUUUUUUUUUUUCUUGUUUAAUUGAUGU